UUCUUGAAUUUCAUCCUAUUUACUUCAGACCAUUUCUCCUUUGGUCCUAAGCGAUAUGCAACUUCUGAAGUAUUCCAGACUCAUGGGUGCCACACCAUCUAGAAUGGCAGCAAGUCCUGCUUCUUUUGUCCCUGUGUCCAUUGCAGAAUGGGUUCCUACUGUACUCUUGUGCCAAUGUACUGCCAGUCUCACAUCACUGCAGUAGCAAUCUGUCUCCCAGGGACAUGUUUAGCCCUAUGGGGGGUGGCACUUGAAUCACAUUUGACACCUUUCCUCGGUGGGUGUGGCUUCAGCCAGCCGGGCGCAGAGGUAGGGCCAGACAUCAGAGUAUCCCCAGAAACGCUGGGCCUGCUGUCUGGGGCGAAGAGGUUCCCUGGCUGCAGCAGCUAGUGCUCUGUAAGUGCGGCAACACAAACCUGGCGAGGCACCUUGCAGAGGCCGGGCCGGUCUGACCCCCCGGCGCUGACUGCGCGGGCGAGGGGCGGGAUUUCUCCCCUUUCCCUCACGCGCAAAGGAGGCUUCCCGCAACACUCGCCCUCAGGCUGCGCGCAGUGGGGCCAGGACUCCCCGGAUUCGGAGCACCAGCGCAGCCAGCCUGGGGACCACCCGAGCUGUCUGGACAGGAGAAGACGAAGUGGGUUCACGGUGGUCGUGCCGAGCGCGUUGCCAGGACAACCACCCAUAACAAACCUGAUUGGGCCAAAAAAGUAAAACCCGCCCCAGCACAGCGGGGAGCGGGGUCCGUGCGUCACCACGCUGGGCGAAGGGACACUGUCCAAUCGAAAGAGGCGGCCCUGCUGCACCAAGGGACAACAAGCCCGACGCUGCUGAUCUCCGCUCACGUCACUGCUCGGCGCCGUCGCUCGCGCGGCUGUGCGUCCAGAAGGCGCGACCGAAGGACGCCCUAGCCCCGCCCCCAGCCUCUCUUGCGGGAACUCCGCUCCGCGCACGCGCAGCCAUUGCCGCGUCGAAUCUGUUCUCCCUAGUACCGGUCCGUUUCAGGCACGCGCUGUUGUGACGUGAAGUCCCGUGUCCGGUCCGUCCUGGGCCCCGCUCCGCCAUGCGAUGUCCGCGCUAAACUGGAAACCCUUCGUGUACGGCGGGCUUGCCUCCCUGGUGGCCGAGUUCGGGACCUUUCCUGUGGACCUCACCAAAACGCGCCUCCAAGUGCAAGGUCAAAGCGUUGAUGCUCGCUUCCAAGAGAUCAAGUACCGGGGCAUGUUUCAUGCCUUGUUCCGCAUCUAUAAGGAGGAGGGGAUUCUGGCUCUCUAUUCCGGGAUUGCUCCUGCAUUGCUGAGACAGGCAUCUUAUGGCACCAUAAAGAUUGGCAUUUACCAGAGCCUGAAGCGGCUGUUUGUAGAUCGCUUAGAAGAUGAGACGCUGCUAAUCAACAUGAUCUGUGGAGUGGUUUCAGGGGUGAUCUCGUCCACGCUGGCCAACCCGACAGAUGUGCUGAAGAUUCGAAUGCAAGCUCAAGGCAGCUUAUUCCAGGGGGGCAUGAUUGGCAGCUUCAUCGAUAUCUACCAGCAGGAAGGCACACGGGGGCUCUGGAGGGGUGUAGUCCCCACGGCGCAGAGAGCUGCCAUUGUGGUUGGAGUGGAGCUGCCAGUGUAUGACAUCACCAAGAAGCACCUGAUCCUCUCAGGGUUCAUGGGGGAUACGAUCCUUGCCCACUUCGUUUCCAGUUUUACAUGUGGGCUGGCCGGAGCCAUUGCCUCCAACCCAGUGGACGUGGUGCGAACACGGAUGAUGAACCAGAGGGCAAUAGUGGGGAGUGUGGAGCUCUAUAAAGGCACGCUGGAUGGUCUAGUAAAGACAUGGAAGAGUGAGGGCUUCUUUGCACUCUAUAAAGGGUUCUGGCCCAACUGGCUCCGGCUUGGCCCUUGGAAUAUCAUUUUUUUUAUCACAUAUGAGCAGUUGAAGCGACUCCCGUUCUAGGGCUUCCUCCAAUCCAUGAGCACAGCCUCCAAGACGUGCAGUUGGGAAUGAGCAGCCUGAAGUUGCCGCCCCUUUUUUUUCCACUCAUUUAAUCUUCCUGUGUCUUGAUGUCUUGGCAUGCGUGGAUUGGGACCCGCAGUCCACUGAACAUCUGGUCCUUGGAGCACGUCCUGUCUGCAGUGGAGCGGAGGCCAGAGGAAGAGAUUGUGUGUUCUAGGGGAAUUAUUAAUUGUGACAGUGUCUGGGCCUGAAGCCGUUUCUUCUGUGAAGACUAGUGCGGUGCUGUGGCCUUGCAGUACAGGUCUGGUAUGUGCUGGUUGGGCGGGUGUGCAUUGCUGCGCCCUGCCUGACGGGCGGGACAGAAGAUGGAGCUGGAGUGAGGGUGGCCAUGUUUUCCUGCAGACCUGUAACCUCAUUAAACUAUUUAUUGAUAGA
Messenger RNA from Chrysemys picta bellii (western painted turtle), 2373 nucleotides. It is a transcript of the gene SLC25A14, whose product is annotated as solute carrier family 25 member 14. Gene Ontology annotation, biological process: transmembrane transport. Gene Ontology annotation, molecular function: transmembrane transporter activity. The record is from RefSeq and is a predicted model, not a curated record. NCBI's taxonomy places the organism in Eukaryota, Metazoa, Chordata, Testudines, Emydidae.